Molecule: messenger RNA, 681 nt
Organism: Didymodactylos carnosus
Lineage: Eukaryota; Metazoa; Rotifera; Eurotatoria; Philodinida; Philodinidae
Source: the annotation of a GenBank genome assembly
AUGGAAUUCCUAAAACAUAUCAAAAGUGACAAUGUAAUAGAUGAGAAUAAUAAAUUCGAUUUAAAAUGUUCACAAACUACACUGUAUUCAACUGUUAGUGGAACUCUAUGUGACGAUACGGUCAAAUUUAAGAGUGAUUAUUGGUGGGCAAAUGUUCGUUCCGUGGUUCAAUUUGGUAAAAUCAUCGAAACAAUUCUCAGUGAUUCACCAGUUACUCAAAUUUAUUUAGAAAUAUCACAAUAUCCUGUUUUGUGUACAUCAAUUCGAGAAUGUAUCGAUCAAUCCGAAUACAAGUCAAUUAUAGUUUUACGUUCACUUAAACGUAAAGAAAAUGAACAACAAACAAUGUUGACAUCGUUAUGUGGUUUAACUUCGAAUUUAAAGCAAUUUUGGACAAAAUUAGCUCUUGCAGCUGUCAAGCAAUUUUAUAUAUUAUUAUCUUCAACAGCAACAUCACUCGCAUUUGAAAACGUACAAUUUUUACAACCAUGUGUAUUGAAUAAAGAUGAACCAACGGAAAUUCAUACACCAAUUCAAAUGCCAUUUCAACAUUUUUUUAUUUAUAGCCGUCGUUAUCCUUCACCUAAAGAUGUAUCAAGCAAAAAUGGUAUAUCAGUAACAGAUAUAUUAAAAGAUUAUACCGAUGAAGAUGAAUUAAAUUUUUAUUCAUUAAAAGAAUGA